Knipowitschia caucasica is the source of this 702-nucleotide messenger RNA. Lineage: Eukaryota; Metazoa; Chordata; Actinopteri; Gobiiformes; Gobiidae. The record is from the annotation of a GenBank genome assembly.
AUGCAGCGCUGGCUCCAAGUCUCCCUGUUGGUGUGCGCGCUGGGCCGCCUGCUCUCACUGCGGCACACAGCAGUGUGUUUGCUGCCGGUGGAGGAGGGCCCGUGUCGCGGCGACCUUCAGCGCUUCUACUACAACACACUGAGCCAGAAGUGUGAGCGCUUCUACUACGGAGGAUGCCAGGGCAAUGCCAAUAACUUCCGCACGUACCAGGAGUGCCAUAAGACCUGCUUCAGGAUCCCAAAGGUCCCCUGGAGCUGCCGUCUACCCCGGGACCCAGGCCCCUGUCGGGCUAUGCUCUGGAACUAUUUCUUCAACAUGAGCUCCCUGCAGUGUGAGCCCUUCUACUAUGGAGGCUGUCAUGGCAACGCCAACCGCUUCCCCCACCUGACAGCCUGCUCUGACAUGUGCAGCCCCCGCAAAGACGUUCCUGUGCUGUGUCGGGACGCUCUGGACAGAGGCACGUGCUCCGCCUCCAUCCCACGCUUCUACUACAACGCAGCAUCACGCAUGUGUGAGCAGUUCCUCUACUCGGGCUGCGGGGGCAGCAGUAACAACUUUGUGACACGACAGAGUUGCAUGGACGUGUGUGCACAAGCAUCGAGAAAGCCCCCAAUCCCAAGGAAAGUACGACGAAUGAGCCAAAGCAAGAUCCACAUCAAGAGCCACAGAAAGGGCCACAGCAUGAACCAGCGGACAUUGUGA